UGUUUUGAUCGUGACGUCACACCCCCUAAUAACUAGGAACCUGACCACAAUGGCGAAGUGAGCAAAUCCGUGUGUGCGAAUUCCUCCAUCACUGGGAAAAUAACAAAGAUGUCUUCUGGAGGAACAAACGUGCGAGUUGCCGUCCGUUGUCGUCCAUUCACUGACAAUGAGAAAGCCAAAGCAUCAACAAGGGUGGUAAAAAUGAGUGGCGAGAAAAUCAUUCUUCAUAACCCUCUGCCUGGAACGAAUACCAAGGAACAUAAUUUCACUUUUGAUCAUAGUUUCUUCUGGGAAACCAAAACAGAUCAGCUGUACCAUGAUCUUGCUGAGCCACUCCUCAAUAAAGCUCUUGAUGGAUUUAAUGCAACAUUGUUUGUAUACGGACAGACUGGUACAGGCAAGACGUUUAGUAUGGUUGGAAGUGAGGAAGAACCAGGAAUUAUCCCUAUGCUUAAUGAAAACUUUUUCAAGCGCAUAGAUGAAGCCCCACCAAGCAAGGAAUUCUUUGUUACUGUCUCAUACUACGAGAUAUAUCAAGAGAUGAUUUAUGAUCUGCUCAAUCCAAAUGGCUAUGAGCUUAGAGUCAGACAGCAUCCUCAGCUAGGAAUAUAUGUUGAAGGACUAGCAGAACUUGUGGUGCAAAAUGCAGAGGACAUUGCUAGAUUAUUUGAACAAGGGAACCGAGUCAAAAAACUGACAUCAGCCGACAAGAGUCCAAAGGCCUCAAGGUCAGACAGUAUAUUCACUAUUAAUGUGGAGCAAAGAAACAAAGAAAAGACCAACAGUGGCAUGCGCUCAAAGAUCAACCUCAUCGACCUGUCAGGAACUGAAAAAAAUGACAAUGCUGAUAUCAAUGUCAAACAAGGUGUAUUUAUGAAUAAGGGGAUAAAUGCACUGAAUGCUGUGAUAAGCACUCUAGCAGUUGCUAAAAACAGGGAUGGUCACAUUCCGUACAGAGACUCUAAAAUCACCAGGAUAUUACAGGAUUCUCUGGGAGGCACUGCUCAUACAGCCAUUCUUAUCACAGUAUCUCCAGCAGAUGCUGACUAUGAAGACACCUUAUCCAGUCUACAAUGUGGUAGCAAAGCAAGAAACAUUGAGAAUAAUUUCAAGAGAAACGAUAUUGAGAAUACAAAGAUCAUUCAAGACCUACGUGAGGAGAUAGCUCGUCUAAGGGUGAAGCUGUCACGAACAGGAAUGACCAAUGGACCAAGUAGAGAGGAUGUUACACAAAUGGAGGAGUUAAUCAAAGACUUACAGACAGCCAAAAGGCUAACCUGGGAAGAACGAGAAAGACUCUCCGAGAAUUAUGACGAGGAGCGAAGAAUAAGCUUGGCAAAUAAGGGUAUUUUAGAUUGGGUCAUGGACACGAUGAAGAGGGAUAAUAAGGAGGUCCAGGAGCGCAUGCUGGCUCUACAGAAAGACAAGGAUCAGCUAACUGCUGAGUUCAAAGAGAAGCGCAAACUUGUAGAUGAGCUCAAAGAUGACCUGCAAGCCAAAAUUACAGACUACUCCAAGCUGGCCGAGUCAGGAAAAAGCAGUGAAGAGGAGAACAAAGCUAAAGUAGCUGUCAUUCACGACUUGAAAGAAAAGCUUAAAUCCGAGAAUGACGAACUUAAGAGGAUCAAACACAAACUAAAAGAAGUGCAAGAGAAGCAGAAACUGGAAAAAGAGGAGGCAAAAAAUCAGUCUUCAUUUCUGAAGGGAAACACUGAACUCCGUCACAAAUUAGAGUCAGAGCAGAGAGACAAACUAGAGAAAGAAAAUGCCCAGACCCUCGCAGAAGAAGUAGACCGCGUGAAGAUGGAAAUUGAGCAAGAGAAAGCAGAAUUACAGCUUAAAGCAGCAGAGGGCGCCCAGUACACAACCGACCAAGCCAUCAAACUAGAGAUGGACAUAGUCGAGUUGAAGGCUGAGCGAUCUGUCAUGUCAAUCAAGCUAUCAGCUUUGGAGAAUGAGAAAAAGAGGCUUAAAGCAGAUCUUGACGAUUCCUACAAGAGACACAAAGAAGAGAUGGAAAUUCAGCAGCUUCAGCAUUUCCAGACAUUUCGUAAUUAUCGGGAAGUGUUCGAGGAUCAGAAGUCCGCGAUCGAGCAGCGUUACCGCACACUGCUAGAGGAGGCGAUUCAGGACGCGGUCUUUCUAUCUACGCGGAAUCAGGAACUUCUCCAGGAAAACCAGUCACUACAACAAGACAUUGCUGAACUAAAAGACCAACUCUCUCUUGGGGGAGCAUCCAUGGAGCCUGCUGACUAGCACAUGCCAAUCAUUUACAUCAGCAAAUCAACUCGCCCAGAAAUCUGUCAAGCACUCAUCUAACCAAUCAAAUCGUCUAGAACGCCGACACACAUUCAAGUGAGCCAGGGAUGACAAAAUUGACUAGAGCAAAUCAACUACUCUAAAGAACUGCCUAUUAUUUAAUUGAGCCAAAUCACCUAAGCCUGUUAGUGGUUAGUGUAGGCGUUGAGGUUUCUUAUUCAAGUGAGAAAACCCGGAUUUCUCUAUCUUGGCCACCAUUUUGGACGCGGAGGAUGGGGACGAGUUAUAGUUUUCAAAAGAGAUCGCCCCGCUCCUUAGCCUGCGUAGAGGCUACCCACUCCUCGGUGGCCGUAUCUUCCAAGGUGGGGGCCAAAUAACGAACUCGGGUUUUCUAGCCGAAAAAAAAAACAGUCCAUGUUGGACAUGAUGCUAUAGGAGAUGUAAUAUAUUGUAUAUUUUGUAUUUUUAUCGUAUUUAUAAGUCUCACACAAUCUAAGAAAGUGAAGGGAAGGCGUUGUAAGAUUUAGUUCUAUAGAGUAUUCUGUGUCGUACAGUACCUCUGUUUGCGCUCAAAUCUGAACACGGAACAAGCAAUGGUGUUUAGGUUUUUUGUACCAGCAAGCCAGCAUUUAGUGGCCCCUGGGGCCAGGAUAUUACGUAUUGCACCAGUCGUGUAUAAUCACGUUUGCCAACAGGUGUUGUAUACAUGCUCUCAUAAUUGGUUCUUGGUGAUAGGUGGGUCUCUGUAGUACAUAGAUUUGAAGUCUGAAUCUAAUAAAAUGACCUGUUGUGUA
Molecule: messenger RNA, 3053 nt
Organism: Nematostella vectensis (starlet sea anemone)
Lineage: Eukaryota; Metazoa; Cnidaria; Anthozoa; Actiniaria; Edwardsiidae
Product: kinesin-II 85 kDa subunit
Exons: 25
Coding region: 109-2256 (715 amino acids)
Biological process (GO): microtubule-based movement; mitotic spindle organization
Molecular function (GO): microtubule motor activity; ATP binding; microtubule binding
Source: RefSeq, a predicted model, not a curated record